AUGGGUGCGCAGAAGAAGAAGGCUAAGUUUGUGGCAAAGGGUCUGCUGCAGCAGAAGAUCAAACAGCGCAAUGCCAAGAAGAAAUUCCAGACCAUGAAGGACAAGAAGCGCAACCGCUUCGAGCGCAACAGUGACGCGCCUAGCAAAAAGAAGCCGCGCAACGCUGCAGCCGAUGGCGGCUCCGGAAAGAAAGAUGAGCCGGACAUGCUGGACGAGAUGGACGUAGACGACUUCCUGAACGCCGAUUUCCUCGACUCGGACAACGAGGAGAUCGACGACGAGGUGGUCGACGAUGCUGGCGAUGACGACAGCAAGGCCAAGGUCAAACUGGAGAAGGACGACGACGACAGCGCUGGCCGCACUGUCGUCACUAUGGCCAUCUUGCAGAAGGCCGAGAAGGAGUGCUUCGAGACCAAGUCGGUCUCUGGUUUGCGUCGUUUGAUGAAGAUCUUCAGUGACGCCUGUCGCUCCAGUGACGCUGCCGACUCCAGCAAGGAAGGCGAGAUCACGUUUGACGUGCAGAGCAGCGCCGUGUACAACCGUCUGAUGGUUAAUGUGUUCCGUCAGACCCACGAGACAUUAACCGCUCUGGUAGUACUCGAGUCUUCGUCCGAGGAAGACGCGAAGCUCAAAAUUGACGACAAGAAGUGGAAGAAACACUCGCUCGUGAUUCGUCGAUUCUUCAGCUGCGCCUGCUACCUACUUGAGCAAACCACGGGCCAGGACAUCCAGACGUUCGUGCUACGUGAGCUGGUGCACUACAUCCCGUUCGUCGUGCCGUGUCCCAAGACGUCGCGGCGGAUGCUCAAGGCGCUGCUCAAACUGUGGGCAAAGUCACUAAACGCCAAUGUGUGCAUUUCACGAACGAGGUGA
Phytophthora infestans T30-4 is the source of this 873-nucleotide messenger RNA. RefSeq lists its product as uncharacterized. The record is from RefSeq and is a predicted model, not a curated record. Lineage: Eukaryota; Oomycota; Peronosporomycetes; Peronosporales; Peronosporaceae. The coding region runs from base 1 to 873 and encodes 290 amino acids. The transcript has 3 exons. Gene Ontology annotation, cellular component: Noc1p-Noc2p complex; nucleolus; Noc2p-Noc3p complex. Gene Ontology annotation, biological process: ribosomal large subunit biogenesis.